UUUUCUCUGGAACUUUUUGAUGGGCCUUAGCUAAAGGGUUCACAAAUGUGAUGUAUUUUCAGCACAUCCAAGUGUUGAGGGUCUUGUGAUCCUUUGUCAUAGGAGAAUCUAUAACAUAAUAACCCACACGGGGAUCUGGUGGGUGUGUGGCUGUGUGUUUGUGGUUCGGGAGUCCUAGGAAUGCUAUCUGGAAGCAGCCCAGCCCUGAUUGAGUGCUGUUCAAGCUCUGCAGAGGCUGCAGUCUGCUGUGUGCACUGUGAAGCAGUGGCACUUGGAAUUGGGUUGUGCAGGCGGUUGUGUCAGUGACUUGCCUUUGGUUUGUGGUGGGGAAGGGCUGAGGGAACCUGCAAGUUCCCUGCCUCUUUUGGAGUGAACUAAUGGGCCACAGGAGCUCUCGGUGGCUAUUGUGGUAUGAAUGUGCCCGUGGUCUGUGGAGAGGGCGGCUGGCUCUGCUGACUCGUGCUGCCUGUGCUGCUUAUUCUCCCUUCUCCGGCAGGGCUCCGUCUUCUUCUACGUGUUAAGCUGCUCGACGAGACCAGCCAGACUCUGGCUCCUGCAUCUAUUCCUCCCUUUCCCUCUCGUCACUCUGUCUCUUCUGCCCAGCCUCACGCCGUGUUUUGGCCCACCUGACCUUUCUGCAGCGCGCUCUGACGGGCUCGUCUCACGCACGUCCGUGGGGCAGCGGCCGAAGGGUCAUGAGAGCAACAGGCGAGGUUGUCUUCCUGCUGUCAGCUCCAAUGUCUGGUCUCUGGCAGAUGGGAGCAGCAGUUACAGGGGAAAUCCUGCUAAUCUCCUGUAACUUGAGCCCAUUACAUGCUCAGUCGCACUGUGGGGCUGGUGCCUUUCCAGCCACAUAUGGACGGACGGCUGAAGGAAUCAAAUGCUUACUGCAGAACGUUUUCAGAGAUUUGCACCGUAGGGAUCAGCAACAAAAAUUAAAAAGAUGCUCUGAGUCAGCUGAAUAUUGGCAGGUUUUAAAGCUUUGUCAAAUUGGAAAAUAUUUUCAUAUGCGUAGCACAACAUAUAAAAACCCUCGAUAUAUUAAAAAACCACCCUCAAAAACAACAUCAAAAAAGCAAAGGGUCAACACUUUGCUAAAUUUCAAGGCUGCCCCAACAUGGGCAGAGGGGCCAGAGUUCCCCAGUGAGUUACAAGGAUGGCAGAGCAACAUGUUUUUGUCUAGGCUAUCUCAGAAAUAGGCAAACUGUGUUUUGGCAGAAAAGUCAGUAAAUCCUGCAGCAGAUGUCCAGCAUGGAAAAUUUUUAACAAGGGCAGCUCAAGUUUGGCAGAGUCAAAAGAAUGUAGAAAAUCCUGAUGAGAUGCAGCAAGCCAUCAUAAUAAUGGGUGGAGUUACCACCCUUGUCCCCAGGGUCUCUUGAACCCACCAGAGUCAACUACUUGGUUUUUUUGAGGAGGGUUGGAUUUUUUGUUUUGGUUUGGUUUUGGUUUUGGUUUUUGUUGUUGUUAUUUUUUUUUUUUUUAAUGUAUGGCAGAAUAGAGAAGAAUGGAGGGGAUGAUUGAACAGAAAGUAAGGGCUGGCUGGCAGGAGCCUUCUUGGCAGGAACACGUUUGAGCCAUGCCUGGAAAGGGAGAGUUUUCACAAAUUGUGUGGGAGAUGGUGGAGCCCAAAGGAGAGUUGCUGCUUGCUAGAUAGAGGAAUAAUGGAUUUUUGGGAAGCUGUGUUUAUAAUAUGCAAAAUAGUCCACAGGAAACAAUGGGGCCUUGGGACAGAGCUGCCAGUGAAUGAGAGCUUUGUUUUCCUCUUGUCUAUUCAUAUUUCUAAACUUUUAGUGGCAUUUUAAACACAUUUUACACAUUUUUUGUAUAAUGGAUUGAAUUGCCUAAACUGCUGCCUAAAGUACUGUUGCACUGCAACCUUAUCCCUUUUUGGAUAAAGACUGACUUUCAGCUUAAACUCCUUUUUGUAUUUUUCUUAAUUGCAACUCUUGUUUAAUAAUCCUUGGCUGCUUUGUUCUCAUGUUUUAAAACUUUAGAAAAAUUUAUAGGAAAACUGGUUGACAGCAGACCUUGUGUAUCAAGCGUGUUGAGCUGCCCACAGCUUGACCUGAAAAUGGCAACUGAUAUUGUAGUCCUUAUGGCAGAACCUUGACACAAAUGAACAACAGUUGCAAGCUAAUUGCAUGAACUUCAGUUUAGAUGCUGCUGAUGGGAUUUGUCUGCCAUGGAUAUGAAUUAAAACACCCUCAUAUAGAUUGUUUCAUUGAGAAGCAUCCCUUACCUGCAGUCCAUAACAACCGGUCUGAAAUAAUCGAAAAGAUGUUGUGGUUGUUUUGCUGUUAAAUGCAGACACUGCACAUAAGAUUAUGCAGUAUUAAAAUGAGAAUAUUACUGCCUGAAUCGGAGUGUGUUUUGGCUGCAUGUUAAAAUAAAAGAGAGAUGGUUUGCUUUAUUAUGGUCUCACCUUUACAAACAAAACAGCACCACUGCAGUUUUGCAGUUUCAGAAAUGUUGUUUGUGCACACGUUUGCAAUUAGCAAAAGCUUUAAAAAUCCUUGUGCAAGAAAUGGUGAGGCUGCUGUUGCAGUGGAGGGAAAGGGAGUUGUUUGCUUUUGCUGCGUAUGUUAUUUCAUGGAGCUUUGCCUCACCAGUAAAACUCCUUCCCUGUGCGAGGGAAAUUCCUGGUUCAUUGGUAUGGAUGCAUUGUUUUUACACAUUAGAAGUGCUGUGUUGCUGUGUCAAUCAUCCCGUUAGGAUCAGUUUAAGAGCAGUAGGGCUGACGAAGCUGGGUGUGAUUGGCUGCCAUAUGCUGGGAGGGCUCUGUGAGAAGGAAGGGCUGCAGUCUUUCAGCAACAGAGUUUAGGCUGUGUCUUUGCUUCAUCAUCUGAGGAAAAAUCCCCAGAUAAGUCACAAGGCUUCCUGAGAAAAAAACCCAAAACAUUACAGGCUGCUCAUCGUUUCGUGUGAGAAUUAGUUACCAUGAUGCGAUGGGAAAGAUAUGGCUGUUUGUUUAUAUCAGAUGUUCCUGUUCACGUUGGGAAUGUGUCGAAUAGACAGGGCUAAACAAGAUCAAUGUGUUUUUUUCAUCAGUUUCUGAGUGGAUGAUAAACACUUUGGGAAGCGUUUUGGGAAGAUCUGGGCACCAUACACUGCUGAACUCAUAAUUAGAGACAAGGUCGGUGACUUAAAAAGUGCCUUUGCCAAGUCACUUUUACGAGUGAGGACUGCUACGUCUGUGUUCUCAAAAUCCCAUCUUUGCCAGCCAGACAUUGCCUUCACUUUACACCUGGCAGAAGAUACCUCAGCUGUCUCCAUUUGCCAAUUAGUUGAUGGGAAACUGAAAGCAGAAAAAGGAUUAUUAUUAUUAUCCCUGGGACAUGAACAAAUGACUGCAUUGCUUUUCUCAUGUAAUCAAUAUCGUCAGAGGACUGCUAUUCUAUCAAGGAGUGCCAUUGCAUUGAUGGACCUUGGCUUAAAACCAGUGCAUCCGUGAUUACAAUCAACAAACCCACGUGUUUUGCAGACAGAAAUGCGACUGAGCAUGUGUUUUCCCAGCCAAAAGUCUACAAGCGGGACUUAAUGAUUGAUGAGUGACUGCUUGCUGAUAAACUUUCUCUGCUUUGUGUGUGUUGGACGCCGUUAAUCGUCCCCCACUGUUUGUUUUUUUAACUUUCUUUUCAAUCAAAAUUGAAGUUAUUUUUUUCUGAUCCCCCCCUUGUCAUUAGUUUUGGAAAUUUCUUCAGCAUAAUUCACCUGACAGCAACUUACAAGUUCAAAAUCAGCUUCUCAUCAUGGCUUUGAAUGUUGCUCCCGUAAGAGACACAAAAUGGCUGACAUUAGAAGUGUGCAGGCAGUUUCAGAGGGGAACUUGUUCACGCUCUGAUGAAGAAUGCAAAUUUGCACAUCCCCCUAAAAGUUGCCAGGUUGAAAAUGGAAGAGUUAUUGCCUGCUUUGAUUCCUUAAAGGGUCGUUGUACAAGGGAGAACUGCAAGUACCUUCAUCCACCAACACAUUUAAAAACUCAACUGGAAAUCAAUGGCAGGAACAACUUAAUCCAACAAAAAACUGCAGCAGCAAUGCUCGCCCAGCAAAUGCAGUUCAUGUUUCCAGGGACACCACUACAGCCAGUGCCCACAUUUCCAGUGGGUCCCACAAUAGGAACGAACACGGCUAUUAGCUUUGCUCCUUACCUAACGCCAGUAACACCAGGAGUUGGCUUAGUCCCGACUGAGAUCCUACCCACGCCGCCUGUCAUUGUUCCUGGAAGUCCACCGGUUUCAGUCCCCAGUUCAACUGCUACCCAGAAACUCCUCAGGACUGAUAAACUGGAGGUGUGCAGGGAGUUCCAGCGGGGGAACUGUGCGCGUGGAGAGACUGAUUGCCGCUUUGCGCAUCCGGCAGACAGCACAAUGAUUGACACUAACGACAACACCGUAACCGUGUGUAUGGAUUACAUAAAAGGUCGUUGCAUGAGGGAGAAAUGCAAGUAUUUUCACCCUCCUGCACAUUUGCAGGCCAAAAUCAAAGCGGCGCAACACCAAGCCAACCAGGCUGCAGUGGCAGCCCAGGCAGCUGCGGCAGCUGCGACUGUGAUGACUCAGUCGACUGCCAAAGCAAUGAAGCGACCUCUCGAAGCAACUGUAGACCUGGCCUUUCCUCCUGGUGUUCUUCACCCUUUACCAAAGAGACAAGCACUUGAAAAAAGCAAUGGUGCCAGUGCCGUUUUCAAUCCCAGUGUCUUGCACUAUCAACAGGCUCUUGCCAAUGCUCAGUUGCAGCAGCAUGCAGCGUUUAUCCCAACAGAUAAUCCUGAAAUAGCCGGCAGGAGCGGAACCGAGUGUCACGAAGCCUCCCUGCGGACGGCCAAGCACGGCUACUGUACAUACUACCCCGUCUCCUCCUCUCUAGAGUUGCCACAAACUGCAUGCUAAGUCAAGAAUUUGUUCUUAUGGACAAAUCAAAAACUCAAAAAAGCUAGUGCUGCUAUGUCAUAUAUGAAUAUUAAAUAUGGUAUGCUUACUAUACUCCAACCUAAAAUAGUUAACUACCUGAUACCAGCUGUGAUGUUUCAAGACAUAAAGGAUAACAUUUAGUUUUAAAGAUUUUCUAAGCAUAGUUUAAUUAUUGCAAAUAUUGUCGUUUCUCCAUAACUACACCUAACGGAAAUGGUCCAGAUCAGUCAGUCUCGUGAGAUUCCAUGUUUGUGAAUCUUUCGAGCUCAGCAAUAAUUGAGUUGCAUUGGCUAAAAACUUUCCCCAGUUGCAGGUUUAAUUUUCACCCAAACUAUGAUUCGGGGUUUUCUUCUCAAUAAAAAAAAAAAAAAUCUUGGUUUUGCUCCCUUGGUGAGUUGACUCCAAGACAGAGGAAGUGAAACACAGCCCGGUGUCCUGCACAUCAUCCUGCCAAUCUGAUAUUUUUAGCCAGAAGUCCAAAGUAAAGCACAAAGUCUUUAGAUGCACAUGGUUGGUGUUUGACUUGUAUGGAGAAGUUGCAUUUGAAUCAUAGCAGAAUAGCAGAAGAAAAUUUUUAAAAUUUUGCACAGUAUGAACUUCAUACCCCUUUCAAUCCCCAAAAGAACAAAGUCUUGAGAAUAUUAUUUUACGACUAUAUUUAUAAUGUUUUUAAAAUAGACUUUGCAGAAGUGCCUAAAUUUUUCACAUCAGACUUGAUGAAAGUGAGCCUGAUGCCAACAGUCAAAUCUCACCGGACGUGAAUAAUCUUUGAAACUCAUAGUCAGGUUACCAAAAAGAUCCAAGCUGUUAAGAAGUAAUUUCUAGAAGUGUAAAAUCAAACAAAACAAGACCAAACUAACGAAAGAAAAGGCAAAAAAGAAGGCUGUAGAUGAAGAGAUUGUAUGAUACUCUAAUUUAAUUAAAAUUCAGUUGAGUCACUGAAACUUCAUAGGUGACUUUAAUCUAGGCUAUUAACUGAACACUAAGAAUGUAGAAUGAGAUUCAGUUUAAUAAAUCAUUACUGUAUUUGCAUUUUUUUAAUUGGAUUAUAAGAUUGUAACCAGAUUAGAGUGGAGAAAAAAUAGUUCUUUUGUUUUCCUUUAAAAACAUAUUUUAUGUCACAAAAGUAUGAAGAUAUCUUUAAUACAAUUAUAUACAUGUUAUAUAUACAUACAUACAUAUAUAUGGAUGAAGCAGAUUUUAAUGUUGUUUACUUUUUUAAAUACUUUGUUGAUUUACAAGGUAAUUAUAUAUGUAUAAUUAAAAUUUCAUUUGUUUGAUUUGAGAUUUGUUUCAAGCACUAUUGUACCAAAUAUUUCAUAUUUCACAUUUUAUAUGUUGCACAUGUAUCACAUAAAUGACAUAGUUUUUAAAUUAUUGUUUAAAAAAACAAGACAGCUGUUAUAAGUGGAUAUUAUGUAUAAUUGUUUGCAGCAUAAGUUUUCUAUGUGGACAUUACUAGUGAUUGCAGUAUUUUAACUUAACCUCUUCAGAUUGAUUGUAAACUAUUUUAAACUUUGGCAGUACUGCCUGUUCUGAACGACUGAAGGCACUAACCAUGUUAUUAUUUGUCUAGGAAAUUAUUUUCCAGGCUAAAUCUUGUUUGUCCGAUGUCUAAUUACUAUCUAUUUAUAUAUAAAGCUGGAGAUUUGAUCAUCCGAAAGAAAGAAAAAAAUUACAAUUCGGUUGUAAAAUUAACAUAGUGCUUGUAACGUUGCGUUAGUUUAAUUUGUGGGAAAAUAAUGUAUCUUAACUUGUUACUUUAGAAGUUAAGGUAUCACCAUUAUAUACUAUUAAAACACUAAUAUUUGUAGACUUUCUCAGUCAUUAUAACUAGGUAGUUGACACUGCAACUUGCCUAUAUCUGUCAAAGUUGUUUUUAUUUUUUUAUAAUAGUUAAUUUAGGCAUUUGGGUAGCUUAUUGUAUAAUACUAAAUGGUAAAUUAUCCAUGUUUAAAUAUUUUAUGUAGAUAACUCUUCAAGACAUCGUUUUGUGUGAACUUUUUAUGUUUCAAAAUUACUGUUAUUCUAUGUUUUUUACAAUUAAUCCAAUAUUACUAUUUUUUGCCCAUGGAUGACGAAGCUUCAGAUACAUCAGGUCUUUCAUUCAGAUAAACUGACAGACAAAAAGAGAAAAUGUAUUUUUAAUAAGAGAUCCACUUUCCGACUUUAUGACUUUGUAAUAUUCCUGAAAACUGUACAAGUACAAACCUAUGCUAACAGUAAGGAGGCAAUUACAGAAAUGUGCAAAUACGUGUACAACAGAUUCUGCAUUUUAUUUAUUUAUAAAGUAAUUUUAUAGACUAUUUCAAAAUUUGGGAAGAUCUAAAACUAUUUUUCUGUAUAAAUAUUAUUUGCCAAAACUUUGUUUAUAUUUUAAAAAAAAGUCUAAUGAAAAUGAUUAAAUUUUAAAUGCUUUGUUUAAUUAAAGUAAUACAACAAGAAAUAUAACCCCCUAAAAGAACCAUGAGAUGGGCCAACACGGAGACAGUGAAUACUGUAGCUGGGACAUGGUUUCAAGCAACUUGAGAUGUCUCAGUGCUUAUUUUCUUCAAAGGAUACAGCACCUCACCAAAAUACCUUUUUGUUUGCCUCUCUCAUCCAGCAUAAUUGACGACACGUACAAUGAAUAUUUCGGUAACAGUUAAAAGAAACCCCUCCAUUCACUCUUUUCCAGCAUAUAUAAUUACUAGUGGUCUGUUAAAUAGCCAUUCGAUUUCUGUUGUGACGUUAAAUUCAUUCACCCAAUGUACAACCACUGAAAUAAAAAGAAGCAUUUUAAAAUGA
Molecule: messenger RNA, 7697 nt
Organism: Sturnus vulgaris (Common starling)
Lineage: Eukaryota; Metazoa; Chordata; Aves; Passeriformes; Sturnidae
Source: RefSeq, a predicted model, not a curated record